AUGGGGACGGAGCAGAGGAGCUGGAACACGGCCGCCGCCCUCACGGAGGACGGAGAGAGAGGCGCACCGGCAUCUGCUGUGAGGGGGGAGGAGGAGGAGGAGGAUGAGGCAGAACAUGUGGCCGACGCUGUCGCCGGUUCCUCGGAGGUACCGACGUCGUCGAUCUCCAUUGAAACCUCUCUUCCGCAGGAGCACAUGAAGCCUGGGAUCGUGUCAGUUCUCGUCUCCUCUGGCUAAACAACUCUUUCCUGUCCUUUUUUACCCCCUUUUCUUCUUUUCUUCGGACUCUCUUCGAUUUAAUUAGCUAAAGUGAGGUUUCUCCUGCCAAGUCGCUCCAUCCUUUUGAUCCCGACUCGCGUGAAUUUUAUCGACUCACCACGCGCUUUAGCAUGUACUUAUUUCGGCUCCUCGCUUGCCCUCGGAAUGAUCCGAAUUAAACCUUAUUAGCUACCUACGUCGUAUUUUUGCGUACUUCUUGCUUAGAGGUAACAACUGAAAGCACAAUUACGUAAAGAAAAAAGUCAACGUUAAUACAGUGAAGAAAAUUUUCUUGGAUCUAUAUCUUUAUGUGAUGAGGAUCCAAUACUUAAGCGAAUCUUAUUCAAAUUAUUCAAAUAGUUGAUCGUAAAGAGUUCUACCAAGCCAAAAUAAUGUAAGUUGCCUAAACAUUAUCAGCAUUGUGGUUUAAAUUUACUUAGAUGGUCUAAAUCGACAAUAACGGUAUCUUCGGAGGAAAAAAUCAAGAUAUGAAAUCAAAAUAACUAAAGUUCCUCCCCUAAACAACAGUCCGUUGAUUGUGUGACCCAAGUUAAUUUUUUCGUUGUCAAAUAUGUGAUUAUAUGAUACGAAUGAACGCCAACUGAUACGGGAAUUUAUGAUUGACGUGUGUUGACACCUUUACUAAUGGAUUUGAAAUCAAAAUCCACACCUUCUUAGUGUGAAUGAAGCACGGAACCUGUUCAACGAGGGAUAAACAAAAAGUGAAACUGUUAAUGCUAUUUAACUGAAGUCGUGAUUGGUUGGAUCUCUUGUGCUGAUAGUUUUACAUUUUUCCUUGCUACAUUUUGAUUUUAAUGCAGAGAGUUAUGUAAGGAUUUAUUCAAUAAAUGGUCAUCUCUCGAUGACACAAACUUCUUGAUUGAGAAAGUCUCUGGUGGCAUCACAAAUCUUUGUAAGUUUUUACUGCACAGAUUUUCAUCACUUGUAUUUCUUUGGGAUUUGGCUAAAGUCUUCAAAGAUUUUCCUAUCAUGAAACACAAUUUCAGUAUUUCAUGGAAAAAAAAGUGCCAGCCACUGGAAAAUCUUAGUUUUAAAUUCAUAUGCGAUUGCUUUGGAUGUGUAGGAGCCUUUUUUCAUUCACAUGGAACGUUCUAUUUCCAAAAAAAAACGUUUGACGCUGGCCUAUAUCAGUGUCCUCUGUAUUUUUUCUAUCAUGUCUCAUGCUGAUGAAUUUCUUGAAAAUUUUAACCGAUAAUCUGUCAGCUAUAACAUUCGAUCAUAUCUAAUUGAAAAUGUUUCUUUUUCCUCCCUGUCCAUCAUGCAUCUGAUGAUUGUAACAACAUCCAGUCCCACCAGCUAUCCUGGCUUUUGUUUGCUCCGUAAAUAAUUGAUAUUGUUAGACUGGAUCUGGGAAACCUCAUUUCGUUUUUUGGUCUUCUUAGAUCAAGAUCAGAGAGAGGGUUAGGAAGACUUAUAGUCCAGGGUUCGCAUCAGAUUUUAUAUUUAUGUUUUGGAUUAUGCACUCUGACAAACUUGUCAAUAACCUUGCAGUGCUAAAGGUGUCCGUUAGGGAAGACAAAGAAACAACUUGUCUGACAGUUCGACUCUAUGGCCCAAAUACUGAUAUUGUUAUUAAUCGGGAGAGAGAGCUGAAGGUGAUUUUUCAGACCUGCAUAUGUCGACUGAACUUCCCUGCUUGAAAACCUGAGUUUUCUCCUCCUAGGCUGAGAACCACUACGAAUUUGCAGCAUUAUUUAUUUUCUUCUACUCAGGACCGUCCUUAUUUCCACUGUACAAUGGCCUGUAUCAAAUCAUGUUUUGAAGUUGAAGAACGCAAUAUAACAUGAUUUUAUAGCUAAUAUCUGCCCCAAUGCGGUUAGAUUACAGAUUUUUAAAAAAUCAAGUUAAAUCAUCCACUCAUUCAAAUUACAAAAGACAUCUCUUCUUGUCCCCGUCCCCGCAUAUCAAAUUUGGCAUAAAAAAAUUUGGCCCAUAGAAUCAUCUCUCUUGCUUUUACGCAUAAAAAAAUGGCAUCCUAAUGUUGAGUGAGAACUUUGAGCUCGACUAUCAAAUUUGGCCCAUAGAAUGUUUUCUUGCAUUCUAUCGAAAGUAUGAUUCUUCAUUUAAUAGUUGAAAAUGUGGUUUGUUAUGUGUUAUGGUUUAAGGCCUCAUUUUAUGCAGUUAUGUACUGCUUGAAAAGAAAUUCAAAGUCAAUCAAUAGUCCACUUGAACCUGAUGACAUCCCUUGGCUGUCUGAAAACAAAUUUCCCCUCCGUUCCUUUCUCUUAUUUGCUGCCUUGACAUUGUUGAGAACCAUUCUUUCCAUCCGAUGUGAGAUUUGAAAUCUAUGGUUUAGACAUACGAAGUUGUUCUUUCAUUUUACAUUCCCUUUAUUUUUCGGAACGCUAACUAACGUUAUUAUACUUGGAUUAGGCCAUACGCUACCUCUCAGCUGCUGGUUUUGGCGCCAAAUUGCUUGGGAUAUUUGGAAAUGGCAUGGUACAAUCUUUUAUUGAAGCCCGUACUCUUUCACCGGAAGGUAAGUGCAGAAACUUUAAUUUUGUUCAUCAGAUUGGAGGCAAAAUCUAGGAUAGCCGUUGAGUCCAUAUGUGCAUAUUUUGAAGCCAUCAGCUUUACAUGUCUUUGGGCCAAAAUCCAAGUUUUUAUGUUCCACGGGAGAGCAGUAACCGAACUUUGAUCAGUCGACCAAUUGGCAGAUCUUGCCUUAAAAUGAUCGAUUCAGUUAGCUCUGGGAGAUUGCUACGGCCAUUGACUCUAGCUAUCUUGCCAUCAUCUGUUUGACGUCUGUUUUGGAGCCAGUGUCGACGGCUUCAUGCUCACUGAAGCUCAUGCAAAGCGAGUGUCCGUCUGUGAUUCAUAAAAAUCUCAUGGAAGCUUGCCAAUGGUACAAAUAAACCAUCCCGUUUGGCAUCCAUCCAUUUGGGGUUUUCCAGUUUCCUUUGUGUGUUAGCUUGUUCGUUCCCUUUCAGGUGAGAAAAUGAUAAAAUGACCACCUUCAUGUUAUGGAAAAUAUUGAUGGCAUUACCUCUCAUACUUUACUGAUGGGGUAUGACUAAAUUCUCUUGGUUGUCUUUCAGUCUUGCUUUUCUGUUUAGAACGGAUCAUGCUGCCUAAAACUUGUUUAAUUUUGUAAAUGUUUGGUUGAAGUUUAUGAGGAUGGAAUUCUAAUGUUCAAAUUGUUUGGAUCAUUUGCAGACAUGAGUAAACCACAGUUAGUUGCAAAGAUUGCAAGGGAACUCCGUAAGUUUCAUCAGGUGGUCAUAUCUGGCUCCAAAGAACCACAACUAUGGAAUGAUAUCUGUAAAUUUCUUGACAAAGGUUAUCCCUCGAUCAGUACUUCAUUCUAGUGCCUGCUAAUGAAAUUGUAGAAUUUAUGAGCUUCUGGUGUGUUCUUGAUCAAUUUUAUGAUCUUGGUAUCCGUGGUUAUGUGGCCGAUUUUACCUAUUUCUUUGGUUGCAGCCGUUUCGCUCAAGUUUAGCGACAAUGUUAAACAGGAAAAAUUUGAAACAAUCUCUUUUGAAGAGAUUCAUGGUGAAAUUGCUAAGCUCAAGGUGCCCCCUUCCUCUCAAAUUUUCUUCUUAAACGCAGUAAUAAUUUGAUUCAUCCCAAAAACUUUUUAAGAUGAAAUCUUAUUGAAGUGCACAGUUUCUGCUCAGAGGUUGUCUCACCUUGGGAUCAUGAGUGUGCCUACUAAUGGUCCAUGUAUGACACACUGCUUAUCCUCUCUUUCCUUUUUAGAUCUCUGAGCACAGGCAGAUCUAUUUCUGAUUCUUCCAUAGGUAAAUGUGGAAUAGAGUUUCUGCACAAAUGAUCGUUGACUUCAAGGUUGCUCACUGCUCAUUGUUCUAUCUCAUGUAUCAGUGGGAGUGUAUAGUCCACACCAUUUGAGUUUCAUAAUUUGGCGACUUGACCUGCCUUGGGUCUUUCUAUCCUACGAAAUUUGGCAUGGUGAACGUCAAUCAUACCGGAGACCUGGAUCAUCUCGAAGCAAAACUUGAUAUUCUGUCUAUAAGUCAAAUCGAGCUAUCCUGAUACCCCAAGUUGAUUUGAAUUGAACGCCUUUGACUUUCUCGGUUUCGGUGCCCAGGACAAGACUUCGUUUUAUUAACGAGCUGGCCAAAAUGUCCUUUCUGAUCUAGGCUUUCCACCUUUAAUGGGCCUUAUCUUGGAUACUUAGCAUCUGUGUUGCUAUCAGGAUCUGACAGAACGUCUAAAUGCUCCUGUCGUCUUUUGUCACAACGAUCUGCUCUCGGGGAACUUGAUGCUCAGCGAGGAUGAAGGUACUAAUUCUCUCUCUUUUCCUUGUGGCAAUUGACUUGUUUCUUCGUGGAAAACUUGAUUAUGUGCGCUUGCUCUAUAUUAGAUCUGACAGUGUCAGUGAGGACUCCACCCACCCUCUGGCUCUUCUAUCCUCUAUUAGUUGAAUAUCCUGCUCCCCCUAUCACAGUUGGUCAAAUGCUUACAUCUCAUAUUGACAAGAAUGAUCACUGAUCCGAUUCAAGCAAUCUUGGUAAUUGCCUCAUAUUAUAACUGGUAAGCUUGUGCUUCCAGAGAAGCUGUACCUGAUCGAUUUCGAGUACGGAUCAUACAACUACAGAGGCUAUGACAUCGGGAAUCACUUCAACGAAUUUGCAGGCCUGGAGUGCGACUAUAGCCUGUGUGUAUUCCCCUCACCCUCGGGCUCUCUAUCAGAAGAACUAACUGAGAUCUCUUAUAAAUGGAGACCAAAAAUAUUUUAUCUUGCUUACCUGUUCUAACUCUAGGUACCCGGACAAGGACGUGCAGUAUCUCUUCUUCAAGAAUUAUUUACAGUUUGACAAGGCAGAGGUACGUGAAGUUGCUACGAGCCCCUGCGAUCUGUUGUCCCGUUCAUCACGAUCACUCUCCCUUGAUUUCAACCGGUAGACAAGACAGAAAGAAUGCCGGUGAAAUACCUACCUGAGAGGAGGAGGGCCCUUCUCAGUGAAUGAAUGCUCUCAUAUUCUUGGCUGAAACUGUUCUUUUUCUUCCUACCGUGACCGCUGCUCCAGGUAUCGGACGAGGACUUGGAAGCGCUGUACGUGGAGACGAACACCUUCAUGCUGGCGUCGCACAUCUACUGGGCCAUAUGGGCUCUCAUCCAGGUGCCCCUCCCCCUGCCUUUUUGAUCUUUCUUCUUUAAUAUAUACAUAUUAUAUAUAUAUAUAUAUCGAGGAUUUGUGUUGAUCGCGGGUAUUGGGAUUGGGACAAAGAAGAGACUAAUCGUCUCGUGAUAUGAUGAUGCCCAGGCGUACGCCUCUCCGAUCGAAUUCGACUACCUGGGUUACUUCUUCCUACGCUUCGACGAGUACAAGAAACAGAGGGACAGGUGCUUCGCCUUGGCUCGGGGUUAUCUGUCAGCCCGGGGGUGA
This is a messenger RNA of Spirodela intermedia, 5630 nucleotides long. The record is from the annotation of a GenBank genome assembly. NCBI's taxonomy places the organism in Eukaryota, Viridiplantae, Streptophyta, Magnoliopsida, Alismatales, Araceae.